CCACGGCGCCCGCAGCGCGCGCGGGGAGGCUGCUGCGUUAGCCCACUGCGCCAUCUAGAGUCCGUCCGUGCUCAUUGCAGGUUGGCCCUGGAAGGUCAAACACUGCCAUCUAGGUGGUGCGUGGGGCAACGCGUAGCCUUCAAGAGGGGAUCGAAUUUAAAAACGCAAAGAAAAAUCGAGCGUACGGCUUAUUAGUUUGCCUGCAAGGUGAAUAAUUUUAAGCCUAGAAAUUCCAAGUUCCAAUCGUGUAAACUUGAAUAAUGGCUAGCAAGCAUCUGCCAGUCAUUUGGGGUGGUACCAGGGCUAUGCCGAGGAGUCUCAUCAGUCUUCACUUUCACGUGACACAGCCUCGAAGGGAAAAAUCCGUGUAAGCAUACACCCAGUUAAAUUUGAACUUCUGGUCAACCACGAACAACAUUUUUUGUGGAAUAAGACUGCAAAAAAGCUUGCCCUUUCAAGAAGCUCACAUUCUUGAUGCGUGACUUAGAAGAUAAACAAGUAGAAUAUAUAGGAAUAAGACAGGUGGUAAGAAGGCCUGUGGGCUAAAAGGCUGGGGCAGGGUCUGUUUUACAAAGGGUGGACAAGAAGGGCCUCACUGAUAAAUUUGAGCACAGACCUAAGCAACUGAAAGAGUGAGCCACGAAGAUACCUGUGGGAGGAACAUGCUUGGAGUAUUCAAAGAAUGGGGAGGCCAGGUGGACCUGAGGUUGCAGGGCCUUCGAGGGUCAUUUGGCUUUUACACCGAAAUGUGAAGCCGUGAGGAAGCCACCUCUUAUGAGCAAGGAGUGACAUGAAUUAAAGUAUGAUUGUAAAAAGAUACACAUAUUUAAUGUAUACCAUUUGAUGAGCUCCAGGAUAAGUAUAUACUCAUUAAACCAAAAACACUACCAAAGCCCUAAACAUAUCCAUCACCUCCUAGAGAUUUCUCCUGCCCCUUCUAUUGUUGUUUGUGUGUGUGUGCGGUAAGAACAUUUAACAUAGGAUCUACUCUCUUAGCAAAUUUUAAGUAUAUGUAUAAUGCGGUAACUUAGCUAUAGGCACUGUAGCUUAUUUCAUUUUAACCAUUGUGCUGAGUGAAGAAUCUAGAAGACAAAGGGGGAAGCAAGGAGAUCCUUUAGGAGACCAUUACAAUCAUCUAAAGUGAGAAAUAAUGGUAGCUUGGUGGUGAUGGGGGGGGGUGCUAUCUAAUCAUUUCUGAUUAGAGUUGGGUACAUUUUAAAGGCGUAACCAACAGGAUUUACUGAUAGGAUUGUAUAGAAAAUGGGAGAGAAGAGUCAAGAAUGACCCGACCCCAAGGUAUUCUGGAAAAGUGAAAUUGGCCUGUGUUCAGCAGGGAUGUGCACGGAAGGGUAUCUUGGAAGAGAAAUUGGGAGUUUGUUCUGGUCACACUGAGCUCGCUGUGCCUGUCAGAUAUCCAAGUGGAGACCGGGCAGUUCGCAUCUGAGUUCCCAAGACAGGGCUGGAGGGAGACAGGCGAUAGAGAGAGGGAGGAGCCUUCAGAGGUGUUCACCGCAGGGGGCUCCAAUUAGAGAGUGAGAAGGAGCAGCGAGGAGGGAGGAGGAAGAAGAACGAGUGAUGUGUGGGCAGCUGAGUGAAGAAAGGUUUACGGAAAGAGGCAUGGUGACAGUUCCCGAUGGAUAUUGCGACGCUCCCCGCUGUUAUCUCCCAAUUCAGGGGAAGUCUUCGGUUUCUAGAAAUCUCCGAAAUGAGUUUGAGGCAUGCUUUCUAACGGCACCUGUGUCAUCCAAUGAAGUUCUGCUGCAGGGCGCAGGGCGGCGGGCCGCCAGACACGCCGCCUGAAGGGAGGCCUGGAGAAGCCUCGGAGGUGCACCAGCGUAAACAGUUCUGUCACUGGCCCUGUCAAUGCCCUCGCCAGAAGCCCAGCUGCCCUCCUGGAGUGAGCCUGCUGAGGGACGGCUGCGGAUGCUGUAAAGUCUGUGCCAGACAAGCAGGGGACAUGUGCAACGAGGCCGACCUCUGCGACCCGCACAAAGGGCUGUACUGUGACUACUCGGCAGACGGGCCUAGGUACGAGACUGGAGUGUGUGCGCAUCUUAUAGCUGUGGGAUGUGAGUUCAACAGGGUACAUUAUCAUAAUGGCCAAGUCUUUCAACCCAAUCCCCUGUUCAGCUGUCUCUGUGUGAGUGGGGCCAUUGGAUGCACACCUCUGUUCAUACCAAAGCCGGCUGACAGUCACUGCUCUGGGGCUAAAGGUAGAAAGAAGUCUGAUCAAUCAAACUGUGGCCUGGGACCGUUCCAACAACAGCUUUCAACAAGCUACAAAACAAUGCCAGCUUAUAGGAAUCUCCCACUUAUUUGGAAAAGAAAAUGUCUUGUGCAAGCAACAAAGUGGACCCCUUGCUCCAGAACCUGUGGGAUGGGAAUAUCUGAUAGGGUGACCAAUGAAAAUAGCAACUGUGAAAUGAGAAAAGAGAAAAGACUGUGUUAUAUCCAACCCUGUGACAGUAACAUAUCAAAGAGAAUAAAGAUCCCUAAAGGAAAAACGUGCCAACCCACUUUCCAACUUCUCAAAGCUGAAAAAUUCAUCUUUUCUGGAUGCUCAAGCACUCAGAGUUACAAACCCACUUUCUGUGGAGUAUGCUUGGAUAAGAGAUGCUGUGUCCCUAACAAGUCUAAAAUGAUUACCAUUCAAUUUGAUUGCCCAAAUGAAGGGUCAUUUAAAUGGAAGAUGCUGUGGAUUACAUCUUGUGUAUGUCAAAGAAACUGCAGAGAUCCAGGAGAUACAUUUUCGGAGCUCAAGAUCCUAUAAAACCAACUUUAUAUGGGAAAAGUUAAGUUUAGGUAAUCAUGUCAUUACAUCAUAAAAUUAGAAUGGUUUUAAAGGGUGGCAAAUCUACCUUAUUGAUUUAAAACAGUAAGAAUGCCUACUUAUUCUCAAAUGACUGUAUUUAAGGCAAUAGAAGCUUUUAAAAAGGUUUGUUAAAAAAAUAUAUGUAAAACUUAAAAACCUUAAAAGUGAACUCUUACUUUAAAAUGUAUAAUUAUGAAAUACGCAGAUACUUGGUUCCAUCUACAUAUUCCAUACAUAAUGGAAAAUUAUACAAUUUACAAGAAAACAUUUCAUUCUAUAAAGUAAUCUGGAAUACUUUGUUGAAGAUGAGUAAAAAGUUUAAAACUCUUAAAACUAGCCUUUAAAACUUUGUGUACUUUGACAGUGUAGCCUAGGAUCCAGUCAGAUGAUAAUCAUUACAUGGUGAGCAAGAUUCUAGGUUAAUUCUUAAAAAGGAGUAAGAUUAAACUGUAAAUAUAUUUAUAGCUUCCAUUGCCCUAUCCUGAAUAUGAGUUUAUUAAGGUUUCUUUUGGAAGGAGAAAGUAGAACUUCGUUGGCCAUUGUUAACAACUGUAGACAACUGUAAUCUAAAAGUUUAUAUACCAAAUAAUGUAAAAAAUUAAAUUUCCAAGAUAAAGAUCUAAAGCAGUAUCCUUACUUUGAAAAGGAAAGAAACUUAAGAAUAUAACACUAAAGAAAAGCACACAAUGGAUUAUUCUGGCUUGAAAAUUGUCCCUAAAAAUUACUUCCUUAAAUGACAAAUCUAUCUAUGGACUUAAAAUAUAAAUUAUUUUAUUUAAAGAUAAAUUAACGUUAAAACCUAGAGCUGGAG
Molecule: messenger RNA, 3623 nt
Organism: Acinonyx jubatus (cheetah)
Lineage: Eukaryota; Metazoa; Chordata; Mammalia; Carnivora; Felidae
Gene: CCN6
Product: cellular communication network factor 6
Exons: 5
Coding region: 1748-2770 (340 amino acids)
Biological process (GO): cell adhesion; signal transduction
Cellular component (GO): extracellular matrix; extracellular region
Molecular function (GO): heparin binding; integrin binding
Source: RefSeq, a predicted model, not a curated record